Molecule: messenger RNA, 1005 nt
Organism: Chanos chanos (milkfish)
Lineage: Eukaryota; Metazoa; Chordata; Actinopteri; Gonorynchiformes; Chanidae
Product: intelectin-like
Exons: 7
Coding region: 1-1005 (334 amino acids)
Molecular function (GO): oligosaccharide binding
Source: RefSeq, a predicted model, not a curated record
AUGUUGCUGAGGGUUUUGCUCUUGCUCUGGUUCUCACUGUAUCUGCGUGACUGUGAGUCAAGGUCAGUGGGAGCAAUGUACGUGAUCCAGGAAGCAGAGACACCAUGUAUUAAUGUCAGUGUCCCCAACACAAAUCGGGAAGUGGAGAAACUUCUUGACAGGAUGAAAUAUGUGGCACGAAGUUGUAAGGAAAUUCGAGAUAAGUACAGGGUGUAUGAAGAUGGGUUGUAUUAUCUGAUGACGGCAACUGGGGUUGUGUAUCAGACCUUCUGUGACAUGACCACUGCUGGUGGAGGCUGGACUCUGGUGGCCAGUGUUCAUGAGAACAACAUGUACGGAAAAUGCACUGUGGGCGAUCGCUGGUCGAGUCAACAAGGCAGCAACCCCAACCGGCCUGAUGGAGAAGGAACAUGGGCCAACACCCUCACUUUUGGAACGCCAGAGGCUGCUACUAGUGAUGACUAUAAGAACCCUGGGUACUAUGACAUCAUAGGGCAGGAUGUGUCUGUGUGGCAUGUUCCUAACAACAUUCAGCUGCAGCACUGGACCAUCGCUGCCAUCCUGCGUUACCACACUGAGACACGCUUCCUCACACUCUAUGGAGGAAAUCUCUUCCACCUGUUCAAGAGAUACCCAGUAAGAUUUGGGGCAGGAGUGUGUCACACCAACAGAGGACCAGCUAUUCCUGUGGUGUAUGAUUACGGGAAUGAAGCUUCCACAAGCAACCUCUAUGGACCAAACCCCAGAGGAGAGUUUGAGCCAGGCUUUAUCACUUUCAGAGUCUUUAAUAAUGAAAGAGCUGCUAUGGCCAUCUGCUCUGGAGUCAAACCAACGGGUUGCAACACUGAGCAUUACUGCAUUGGUGGAGGUGGCCACUUCCCUGAGGCAGCACCAAGACAGUGUGGGGACUUCACAGGCUUUGACUGGAAUGGUUAUGGGACACAUGUAGGAUCGAGUGCAUCCAGAGAAAUGACUGAAGCCGCUGUACUGCUCUUCUAUCGCUAA